AUGACACGACCUGUCAUUUCCCUCAAGCCUAGUUAUAAUUCCAUUAUUAGAGGGUGCCCCGGCUUGCCGGAAACGUUGCCAAGGCUGGAAUGCGAACUCCGAAUAAGGUCAAGCGAUGGGAGGGCUUUCCGAAUCGAAGCUCUAGAGGUGACUUUAAAGACAACCGAGGCUCUCAACAGCUCUAGCCACAGUUUUACGUCAAGGACCAAAGUUGAAAAGGUUGUUACACACUAUAGGAAAACUAUCACGGUUUCGAGCAAAAAGGUGAUAGGGGUGGAUGUCCCACUCACCAUAGGGGUUCCUGACGAUAUUAAGGAGACCAAUUAUAAUCAUCGGUUUGGAAGCUGCUCCACCGUCUUCGAAUGCAAAGUUACUUAUUUGACAGUCGAAGGUAAUCCUCUAACUACAAGCUUCAAUACUGCAGUUAAUGUUGAGCGCUAUGACAUUUUGGCAUCCUCGAAGUUCUCACAGCCUCUAAGUCGGAACUAUCUAUCUCCGGAUAAGAAAGUCCAAGUCAGAUAUGAGGUACGAAAUCCAUGUGUGACCACCGACGAUCUGCUUCAUUUGAAGAUAUGUGCCACACCUAACCUGGCAAAUAACACCUUCAGUGCUAGCCCAAGAAGAUUUAGUAAAAAGUUGAAGUUGAAGGCGAUCGUGUUUGAAGUCAAAGAAUACCUAGAAACAUUUGAUUCCCAUGUCGACGCCAAGGAGAACAUAAUCCACACAGUGGCGAAGCCUGUCGAUGAGACUCUCCCAGUGUCAGGCUCUCAAUUUGAUUGCGACGUUCGAAUUUUGACCAAGAACUUGCAAUUCAAGCAAUACGAAAUGUCACUCAAUGAACCCGCCGUUCUGUUUAGACUGCCAGAUCAUCCAGCGGAUUUGACAGAAACACCACCCGAGACUGUUCUGCUGAAAAGCAAAAAAUAUUUGCAGCCUUUCCACUACCACACCUCAAUUAGUACGCGAGGGCGACUCUUUUCCGUUACUCAUGGUGUUACAAUGAGGUUUAAAUUUGGCAACGCCAAAGACUUUGAGAUUCACCAGCCGAUUGAUAUCUCCCCAUGGGUUAGAGUGCAGCUAAACCACAUCGACAACGUUAUCAAUCGAGAAAGAGAAGUUGCCAAGAAUGCAAGAGCAUUUUACGAAUCCUUUGGCGGAAUAAGAAGACGAAAGAGUUCUGGAGAGCUAGAGUACCCCUCCCUUCCGCCAGUUGUUUAUUUGCCGGACAAAGAAACUUUGCAGGAGUUAGGAAUACAUUACGAUGCAAGCUUCAAGAGCCCGAAACGAGUCUUGGUUAUCGAGUAG
Molecule: messenger RNA, 1305 nt
Organism: Lachancea dasiensis
Lineage: Eukaryota; Fungi; Ascomycota; Saccharomycetes; Saccharomycetales; Saccharomycetaceae
Source: the annotation of a GenBank genome assembly